AUGCCUCACUGGCUGAGUGGCGGUAUUAUAGUUGGACGAGUGGAAAUCAUGAAGAAGUUCAUUCGACAGUACCGGCUGGUAAGAGACGCGCUAAUGGAGAGGAACCUUACGGGGGACGAUCAGAUGAUUCUCUACAGCAUGUUUUCUGAUUCCACCCUUGGUAUUAGCUUGAAUGUUGACAUACAGACCUAUGAAGACAUCUACCGUAAUACGUCUAACGUUUGGUUUUAUCUCGGCUACGCGAUGAAGUCUGAGACGCCAUAGAAUGUGCCGCAGAUGGCCCUCUCCGUUAAGAUGAGACGGCAAGGCCCAAAACCAUUCAGUGAACCCUGCCCCACCAUGAGCGCACCAACCGUCUCCCAUCCGGUUCUCGAUGAAUUGGCUAAAAGAUGUGAAAGUCGAACUCUACAGGUGAAGAACGUCGGCAACCUGCUGGACUGCCUGUGA
Molecule: messenger RNA, 447 nt
Organism: Soboliphyme baturini
Lineage: Eukaryota; Metazoa; Nematoda; Enoplea; Dioctophymatida; Soboliphymatidae
Source: the annotation of a GenBank genome assembly